UAGUAAAAUACCAUGCAUAGAAGACGUUUUUAGAUAUCAUGUCAAUCAUGUCUAUGGUACCAUAGAGGCAUAGAUGAUAACUGAUGUAUGCAAAAUAUUCUUUAAGAAAAAUGAUCACUGUCAGCUUUCUGCUAUUGAUUUUGGAGCUCUGCAGUUUUAGAUCUAAUUAAUUUUACAAUGAAAACAACCUUUGCAAAGGGCAAAUCUUCUUCUUAGGUCGUUCAUUGUAUUUCAUUUUUCUUUCUGAUUCAAUGAUAAAAAAAAAGAUUUUAACAAAAACUAAAUAGAAAGAUUGAUUGUGUUUAAUUCUUCUUCUUGUGGAAUGAAGCAAACAUCUAAAUCUAGUUCUAGAUUCCAAGCUGAGUCAGACAGCAAAUCUCUACAAUUGGACACAAUUAGUACCGUUUCAAGAGGUGAAAGUUUCAUUCUAUGUUCUUCUUGCAAUAAGCAAGACUUAACUUGUGUUCAACAUGGCAAAUGCGUUAAGUACACAAGAUUACUAAGCAGUAAUUCUACAACAUCCCAGAUAUAUGAAAAUUCUUUCCAAUUAAUAAAAAGCAUAUCAGAUGGACCAGUUUCACUAGAAAGUAUUCCAACAAUAAGCUUAUUCAAACCUAAUCUUGGUGAAUCAAGUCCAGUGGAUAAUGCACCACAAGAAGUAGUAGAUGAACCAUCUUCAAGUGAUCACUGCUUGACAUUGAACACGCCAGCAGUACUGGGUACUGACAAAAUGCCCCCAUCACUUCUUGUAUAUAUAAAGCAGCAUCAGAAUAAUAUUGCCAAUAAAAAUAAGUUAUAUUUAAGUAGCGUAUCUCAUGUUGAGAGUACAGAACCUUCAAAAACAAUGUCUCACAUUGAUGAUAAUGAUGACACUGAUACAGAAAUUAAUGAUUCAUCAUCAGAGCCUAGCUGUGAUAAAACUGUUUCUGGUAAAAGUUUGUAUUCAUUACCAACAUCUGAUACUGUGAUUUUAGAUGAAGACAAGUAUGUUCCUGCAACAAAAAAUCAUUUACAGUGUGAUGACACUUUAAUUUUAAAUCAAGAAACAGAAGUACAUCACAAUUUGAAUACUACGUCUUCAAUGCCUACAGUGUUAGACAAUGUAACAACUAUUUCUGACAGAAAUGUGUCUGGGGAUAUUAUUCCUAUUUUACCUCUAGAAAGUUCAAGUCAACUGUCUGCUUCUCUUGAACCAAUAAAGAAAACACUCUACUUCUUGUCAAGUGAUGGACAGCUGACUGCCAUUAGUCUCACUCCCCAGCUUUUGACUGCCAUCAAUGAGGCAGCAGUAAUUAAACAGUCUGAAGCUAAAGCAACUCAGACAGACUUAGUUUUUGGCACAGGGAAUUUGUUUUUUAAAUCUCUUGUGACAUCAAGUGAUAAUCAAAAUUCCUGUAGUAGAGAUCAGUUGUGUGAUGUAUCCAGUGUAGGGGAAACAACCCUUGUCACAUUUAGUAAUGACAACCAAAGUUUGUAUGACAAUUCAGUUGACAAUGUAGGCAAUAUAAACAAUAUCAGUAGUCAAAGACUUAUUGAGUUACAUUCACAGAUUCCUGAUGCUGAGAAUCAGACUGACCCUAUUGGUUCCUUUCUUCCUAGCAAUGACUUAGUGAUUCAUAAAGCACCAUUGGUAAAGACUGACUGUCACAAAGAGAUCAAUUCCAAGCCAGACUUUAAAAAUCAAGCCAAGUCACUUACUAAGGUAUAUCAGUGUGACUUGUGCAUUGCUAAAUUUACAAGGUUAGGAAAUUUCACCAGGCACAGAAAAAUUCACAACCUACAUUCUGAGAGUCAGCCAUUGUUUAAAUGUGAAACUUGUGGUCGAGAGUUCUUACAGCGCUGUGAUCUAAAGAGACAUAUGUUGAUCCACACUAAACAGGAGCCGCAUCGAUGUGAUCAAUGUGGCAAAGGAUACAUACGAAGAAGUGACUUGGUAGUACAUUUAAGAUUUCAUAACAAAGACAAGGCUUUCAAGUGUUCAUUGUGUGAGAAACAAUUCUUUCAGACUGGAGAUUUAAGCCGCCAUAUACGCCGGGCUCAUAAACCAAGUAGUCAGCUGACUUGUGGCCAUUGUGAUCGUAAAUAUGCACGUGAGACAACAUUAAUCCGCCACAUGAAAACUAUGCAUAAAGAUAUUAUUGUACAUACAGUUUAGGAAUGGGUGAAAUAGACUAGAGUUAAUGUCAAUGUUUCAAAUGAACUACAAUCAAGAUAAUAUCUUUCCUUCUGGUAACUUCUUGUAUCAAUUUUUUGGAAACUUUACCAGCACUCAAGUGAUCACCAACUUCUAAAACAUUUCAAGUUACCAACAAAAUCAUUUACUUGAGUUUUGAACCUACAGAAUGUAAACCUCAUUUUAUGCUUCCUUAAUCAUAAGAAUUUCUAAAUGAGAGGUCAGACCAAUGUAAGCAAGAACGCUCUAUGAAGCAGAAUUUUUAAUGUACAUUUUGAUCAAAUGUAUGAUGUAUGCUUAUGACAAUAUUGACUAAUAUUUUUCUGAUUUGUGAACUAGUGAGAUGAAUUUCUAAGUAAAAAUAGGGUUUUUAAAGGGGUUUCUUUUAGCCAUGUUUUCUGUCAUCUGAUACAACCACUUCAUUUCUUGUAGGGGAGUGAUAUUGCUGAACAUUAUCAAAAUUUGCUUGGUAGCAGCUUGGUAUGUGACACUCAACAAACCGUAUCUUUUGUUUUUGUUUAAAUGACUCUCUGUUCACAUUGGUUAUAUAGCUAUUAGAAACAGACUUCAAUGCUUUUUGUUUUAGCUGUUUUAAAAGUUGAAUAGCUCUUUCAACCUGAAUCAGAUGUCCUUAAAGUCUGAGAUCUUCCGAUUCCCUAUUAUGGACCUCUUGACCAGGGAAAGGAUUUUAUCCCAUGGCCACGAUGAGGCAUUGGCUCUUCACCAACCCCUCUGUCUGGCGCCCCCCUGCGACUAAGUGAUCAUAUAAUCACACCAGUCUGGUCGUAGGACACGGUCCCUUAAGCCAACGACAUGAGUUCCUCCUCCCAUGCGAGGCCGUAGGCCGAGCCCAUGUGGGGGUCCUCCAUAUACCUAUAAUGUCCCACCGAACCGGUGCGAGGGUCCAUCGUCACCCGUAUGGCCCGCGUUAGGGAACAGAUCGGUGGGGGUUUGGACUGGUUAGCGAGCCUUUGUUACAUCCCUAUCACAUGCAGUGUACACUCGCUAGAGCCUACUAGUGGUAGCCCACUGAGAGCUAUGUGUGCUACCGUUCUUGGCCUAUCCAAUUCCCUUGGCGGAUAUUUCCACGGAGGCGCCACGCUGAGGCGACGGUAGCUGGAAUAUCCUCCGGCUCUUUCAACCAGACUAUUAGUUCAACUGAUCACAUUUUCAAAAUUUUUUUUUACAAUGUGAAGUAUGUUAUUUAUUCAACAAAGUGCUCUUUUCUGCUGAAUACUGUGUGCUUAAAAUGUGCCACCAAUGUUGUAAUUGUUAAUAAAUGAAGUCAAAGUGUGAAUUGUUAAAAAAAAAUUGUUAAUUAAGUUAUUGAACUUGAUCUACUCUGAACAUUGUGAUUUAAUGUCAAUGUGUGAUUUAAUGUCAGUGUAUGAACUACUGAGUCAUACAAUGUAUAUGUAUGUUAAAAGAAAAAAAAAUUGUCAAGUGAUACUUUAUCAUUCUUUAUGGAUGACAUUUGAAAAAUAAAUUAUAUAUCAACUUUGUUUUUUACUGUAUUUACUUUCUUGCUUUUUUUUUAUUUUUUUUAUUUGAAGGUUGUGUAUUGAUUUCUCAUGAAUACAUAUAUAUAAGCUAAGUUAUUACUUGCUUGUUGUCUCUAUAUACCAGUACAAUGGAAUAAAUCUUUUGUCACAUAGUAGGACCAUUAUAUUUCCUGUCACUGAAAAUAAAAAUAAUUUCUUAGCCAGUUAUAACAUUUUUUCAAAGAUCAGUGACCUAAGCCAUAGGAUUACUAGAUGUCUGUCAAAAGGACAUUUCUGCUGUCCUGCAGGUGUAGGUCUGAAAUGUGAAAAUAUAUUGCUUUAUCAAUCAAUCUAAUUCAAUCCUUCAAAUCUUAUGAUUUAAGUUCACCAACUCAAACAUUACAGAAAAGUGAUUCUAUGUCUUUUGACAAUCUUCUUGCUGAACUUGUAUGUUCAAAGCUGUUUAAAUAAACAUUGUUGCUCAGAGUUUCUGAA
Biomphalaria glabrata is the source of this 4149-nucleotide messenger RNA. RefSeq names its product zinc finger protein 616-like. Gene Ontology annotation, biological process: regulation of transcription by RNA polymerase II. The transcript is spliced from 6 exons. The record is from RefSeq and is a predicted model, not a curated record. Bases 323 to 2155 code for a protein of 610 amino acids. NCBI's taxonomy places the organism in Eukaryota, Metazoa, Mollusca, Gastropoda, Planorbidae. Gene Ontology annotation, molecular function: RNA polymerase II cis-regulatory region sequence-specific DNA binding; DNA-binding transcription factor activity.